Molecule: messenger RNA, 741 nt
Organism: Penicillium crustosum
Lineage: Eukaryota; Fungi; Ascomycota; Eurotiomycetes; Eurotiales; Aspergillaceae
Exons: 1
Coding region: 1-741 (246 amino acids)
Source: RefSeq, a predicted model, not a curated record
AUGGAGAAGUACAAGGCGGCCGGAUUCGAGUGUUUCCCCAGCUAUGGAAGCUCGAGAGCACCAGAGAUUUCGAUGGGAUAUUCACGAUGCAUCAUUUUUAUCCGAAGUCUGUCACAUAUCACUAUCCGAUACACCGACACCUGGAUGUGGGAACAUAACGAGGAAUUGCAUAUCGAAGGGGCCUGGGGCAAAUGGCUAGUGCUGCCCUCGAGCGUCACCAGGUUUUGUAUCGACAUCGAAAGCAUCGAGCGACGCAAAGAUGAAGUGGAUUACAUUGCGGGCGAAAUGGCCGACCAAUGGCGAUUCCAGCGAGCCGAUGGCACCAACAUGCUCGCAGCCAAGGCUGAUACCUCCGUAUCUAGAUGGACGAGGAGUUCCAUGCUUGGCGGACGGCGCUGGGUGCGUGAUGAGGUGGCGCCUGGUCAGCUUCAGUACUAUUUUGCAACUGUAAUGUGGCGGCCGUCGCCGGAGCCCUUGGAUGAUCGCCAGCGUUUGAAUCCCCCUCUCCGAGUCAAUUGGAGCCGCCCAUUACCUCGGGAUGUGGGCUGGAGCUAUAUCAAGGGAUCAUAUUUGGAGGGUGCUGGAAUAUCCAUGGCAGUUCCUGCUGAGCAAGUGGUUGCUGAAUGCAUUGCUAGUGGGUAUGCAUUUUAUAGUAGUGAUGAGGAACCGGACUAUGAUGGAUUUGUAAAUGGGUAUGACUAUGACUUCGACGAGGACUCUGAAGAUAGUGAAGAUUCUUAA